GCUGCGCUUGGGGCUGGGUGUCCCAUUGAAAAGGCGGCCGCACUCCAGCCGCCCAGCACUCUCUCACUUCUGGCCAGGGAACGUGGAAGGCGCACCGACAGGGGAGCGGCCAGGGAGGGCGAGUUAAAGAAGGAAAAGAGAAAGGAAGGGAGUUAACAAAAUAAUAAAAACAGCCCGAGCCACGGCUGGAGAGACCGAAAGCCGGCGCAAGAGAGCGCAGCCCUAGGGGGCGAGGAGCGGGAGACUCAGCAGGGCGUGCUCGCCACUGACUUUUGCUGCUGCUGCUGCUGCUGCUGCUGCUUCUUCCUUUUUUUUUUUUAAACAAGAAGGCGCUAGCGGCAGCCUCACACGCGAGCGCCACGCGAGGCUCCUGAAGCCAACCCGCGAAGGGAGGAGGGGAGGGAGGAGGAGGAGUGGAGGGAGGAGGAAAAGCGUUUGCACCUUCUUCUGCUCCCACCCUAAGAAGUCUCCGGGGAUUUUGUGUUUUUCUAACUUCCCUCCGGCCUCACUGUUCAGCUCUCCCCUUCUUCCCCUCUCGGUUCGCGCACCCGAGUCCUGCCCGCGUGCCCCCGCGCGCCCGCACCUCGCGGCCUCGCUUCUCCCCUUGCGCGACUCCUCGGCGGCCGCUGCGCAUGGAGAGCUCUGCCAAGAUGGAGAGCGGCGGCGCCGGCCCGCAGCCGCAGCCGCAGCCGCAGCCCCAGCCGCAGCCGCAGCCCCAGCCGCAGCCGCAGCCCCAGCCGCAGCCCUUCCUGCCGCCCGCAGCCUGCUUCUUCGCCACGGCGGCGGCGGCGGCGGCGCAGAGCGCGCAGCAGCAGCCGCAGCCGCAGCCGCAGCCGCAGCAGGCGCCGCAGCUGAGCCCGGCGGCGGACGGCCAGCCCUCAGGGGGCGGUCACAAGUCAGCGUCCAAGCAAGUGAAGCGACAGCGCUCGUCCUCGCCCGAACUGAUGCGCUGCAAACGGCGCCUCAACUUCAGCGGCUUCGGCUACAGCCUGCCGCAGCAGCAGCCGGCCGCCGUGGCGCGCCGCAACGAGCGCGAGCGCAACCGCGUCAAGCUGGUCAACCUGGGCUUCGCCACCCUGCGGGAGCACGUCCCCAACGGCGCGGCCAACAAGAAGAUGAGCAAGGUGGAGACGCUGCGCUCGGCGGUCGAGUACAUACGCGCGCUGCAGCAGCUGCUGGACGAACACGACGCGGUGAGCGCCGCCUUCCAGGCGGGCGUCCUGUCGCCCACCAUCUCCCCCAACUACUCCAACGACUUGAACUCCAUGGCCGGCUCGCCGGUCUCCUCCUACUCGUCCGACGAGGGCUCCUACGACCCCCUGAGCCCCGAGGAGCAGGAGCUGCUCGACUUCACCAACUGGUUCUGAGGGGCUCGGCCUGGCCAGGCCCUGGUGCCAACGGACUUUGGAAGCAGUUACAGGGGGACCGCACAACCUGCAUCUUUCAUGCUUUCUUGUCAGUGAUGUCAGAAGGGAGAAAAAAAGAAAAAGAAGAAAAGAAGGAAAAACAAUAAAAUAACAUCAGGCAACCGACCCCAAGACCAACUAAGCAUUGCCUGCCUGAGAAGCAAGGCUCUGGCAAAACAGGGAUGCGCUCAGAACUGUAUCUUUGCACUCCAAUUGUCGCCGGAGCUCUGAAGGGUGACUAGGACCUGAGUCAACGCGCAGAAUGCAGCUUGUGUGCAAAGGCACUGGGCUCCCGGCAGAAGGGAGCAGCAGAGCCCUAUAGAAACUCCCACCCACCAGUAACAGGCAGAACCACCGAAAGCACUCGCUAGGAUGCCUUCACCUCCCUGCCCUCUGUGAAAGCGCAGUUCUUAGCCCUAUAGAAAUGGGUUGGUGUCUCUCUUCGAAGCAUCCCCCAUCCUAUCCCUAUAAGCUGUGGACAUCUGUCUGCAGUGAAAUUAUGCUCUACUCAGUCCUUUGAAACUCCGAUCCUCGGCGGGGGCGGGGGGAGGGGGGCUCCCUACAUCCCCAUUUCCUCACAUCAUCUUUUCUACCAUUUUCAUCAUAGAAUGCUUCCAAUCUUUUGUGAAUUUUUUUAUUAUAAGAAAAAUCUAUUUGUAUCUAUCCUAACCAGUUUGGGGAUAUAUUAAGAUAUUUUUGUACAUAAGAGAGAAAGAGAAAAAAUUUAUAGAGUUUUGUACAAAUGGUUUAAAAUGUGUAUAUCUUGAUACUUUAACAUGUAAUGCUAUUACCUCUGCAUAUUUUAGAUGUGUAGUUCACGUUACAACUGCCAUUUCUCCUAUGUGGUUUUGUAAAGAACUCUCCUCAUAGGUGAGAUCAAAAGGCCACCAGAUGUACUUCAGCACCAAUGUGUCUUACUUUAUAGAAACUUUGUUAAUGUAUUAAUGAUGUUAUUAAAUACUGUUCAAGAAGAACAAAGUUUAUGCAGCUACUGUCCAAACGUCAAGUGUGGCAGCCAGUUGGUUUUGAUAGGUUGCCUUUUGGGAAAUUUCUAUCACUGCCUUUUUUUUCUUACUGUUUUAUUACAAACUUACAAGAAACGUGUAUAACCCUGUUUUAUACAAACUAGUUUCGUAAUAAAACUUUUUUCUUUUUUAUAAAUGAAAAUUA
Messenger RNA from Canis lupus familiaris (dog), 2576 nucleotides. It is a transcript of the gene ASCL1, whose product is annotated as achaete-scute family bHLH transcription factor 1. Gene Ontology annotation, biological process: neuron differentiation; sensory organ development; regulation of neurogenesis. Bases 633 to 1367 code for a protein of 244 amino acids. The record is from RefSeq and is a predicted model, not a curated record. Lineage: Eukaryota; Metazoa; Chordata; Mammalia; Carnivora; Canidae. Gene Ontology annotation, cellular component: RNA polymerase II transcription regulator complex. Gene Ontology annotation, molecular function: protein dimerization activity; RNA polymerase II transcription regulatory region sequence-specific DNA binding; DNA-binding transcription factor activity, RNA polymerase II-specific. The transcript is spliced from 2 exons.